Messenger RNA from Coturnix japonica (Japanese quail), 1876 nucleotides. RefSeq names its product four and a half LIM domains 1 (gene FHL1). The record is from RefSeq and is a predicted model, not a curated record. Gene Ontology annotation, molecular function: transmembrane transporter binding. Gene Ontology annotation, biological process: muscle organ development. NCBI's taxonomy places the organism in Eukaryota, Metazoa, Chordata, Aves, Galliformes, Phasianidae.
AAGCAGCAGCUGUCCAGCCAGGGGCUGGAGGCUCAGCCCUGGACCGAAGCUCUCCUACGUCCUGCCCACAGCACAGCUGCACGGGGAGUGUGCUCCAUCCCUUCCCAGCUCCGGGCUCUCCAGCUGCCAGGCCCAGCAGUUACAGCGUGGGCACCAUGUCGGAGCGCUUUGACUGCCACUACUGCCGCGACUCGCUGCAAGGCAAGAAGUACGUGCAGAAGGAGGGCCGCCACUGCUGCGUCAAGUGCUUCGAGAAGAUCUGUGCCAACACCUGCAUCGAGUGCAAGAAACCCAUCGGUGCUGACUCCAAGGAGCUGCAUUUCAAGAACCGUUACUGGCAUGACAGCUGCUUCCGCUGCUUCAAGUGCUACACGUCCUUGGUCAAUGAGCCCUUCAUGCUGAGGGAGAACAACAAGGUCUGGUGUAGCAACUGCACUGCCACUGAGGAUGCACCCAGGUGUAAGGGCUGCUUCAAGCCUAUCAUCGCAGGAGACCAAAAUGUUGAAUACAAGAAGAUGGUCUGGCAUAAGGACUGUUUCACUUGCAGCCAGUGCAAGCAAGUGAUUGGAGCUGGGAGCUUCUUCCCGAAGGGUGACGAAUUCUACUGUGUCUCCUGCCACGAGCACAAGUUUGCCAAGACCUGUGCUAAAUGCAAGAAUCCCAUCACUUCUGGAGGUCUCACUUACCAGGAACAGCCUUGGCAUUCUGAGUGUUUCAUUUGCUCCAACUGCAAGAAGCAAUUGGGUGGGAAGCGCUUUACAGCUGUAGAGGAUCAGUUUUACUGUGUUGAGUGCUACAAGGAAUGUGUUGCCAAGAAGUGUGCUGGCUGCAAGAAUCCUAUUACAGCAGGAUUUGGAAGAGGAACCAGUGUGGUUAACUACGAAGAUGAAUCCUGGCAUGAUUACUGUUUCAAAUGCACAAAGUGUGCCCGUGGUCUGGCCAACAAGCGCUUUGUUUGCCAUAAUGGAAAAAUUUACUGUGCUGAGUGUCCCAAACGACUGUAAGGAACAGACAGCAACUGGUUUAAAAAGGAUUUUAAAGCCUCGCUUUUCAGAAUAGUCCUGGUAAAGGUGCAGGUUUUGCAUGUUGAGAGUUUAACCUUUUUCAGUUUUAGCAUAAAACCAACUAAAAUAGCGUGAAUAUACUGGGUUUGGGCUUUGAAGCUCCUGCAGCAAGAAAGCAUGUACUGCUGCAAAAAGCUAACUUUGCCUUCAAGUAACUAUUAGUUUAAAGGCUUGAAAGAACGUUUGGAUUUUAGCAUUAGAAAAUCCAAAUACUACCAUAAUCUGUGUGUGGUUUAAACUAAAAACAAAACUAGUUGUAAUCUUGUCUAGUAUAGGUUUAAGCUCGGUGCUUACACUAAGUGGUUUUGACAAAGCAUGCAGCUCAGGAAGGGAGAUGCAGACAUUGUACCCCAGAUUAGAGAGACCCAUUAUCAUCCUUUUGCAGUACAGGUACAUUACAAAUAUCACACUGUGAGCAGCAGCUCAAUAACAAGUACCUUUGCUUAUUUACCAUGCCAAGAUGCAACAAACUAUAUAGAGUGGCUUUAUCUUACAUACAUAUAACAGCAUUUUGGUAGUACAAUUUAGCAUUAGUUAAGUUUCCAGGAACUUGUUUUGGUUUUGAUUUCUGCAUGGUUUGCCCUAAAGUUUUGCUUACCAGCUUUUUUUACAUUAUGUUUCAAUAAGGUUGUAUACACCCAAUUAUUAAUCUGCUAAUAAGCAACUCCUUCAACUACUGCAGAACACACGUGCAUUUAGAAGUGCCUUCACAGUAGCUCAGAUGACCACAGCUCUCCUAUCAUGUCAGUGUACGUUUUAUGAUUUAAUAAAAAUGAGACCAGUGCCUGCCUGGACUCCUACAGUCUGGAAAA